AUAGACGACCAAACUAGCCCAUCAAAUCCCACACACUUCUGGAAGCUCUCUCUCUCGUUUCUCUUUCUUUCUCAAUCGCGAAGAGAAAGGGUUCUCUCUCUAGGGUUUGUUGGAAUCAAAGGCGAAAGCGGGAGAUCCAGGUUUUGAAUUGGUUUGAUUAAUAAGCCUUGAUUUUUCUCUCUCGCUCUAGGGUGUCUGUGUGUAUGUCCGUCACAUUGUGUUCGUGUCGAUGCGUUUAUUUCUAGCUUCGAUUUCGAUCUAUCUAGGGUUUGCGAUUUCAUGGGGGUUUUUUUUGCUCAAAGGAGCUUAUUAGGUUUUUUUGAGUGAGUAUUUUGUAUUGUUUCUCAAAUAAAGUUCCUUAAUUUCUUAAAAUUCUCUUUUUGUUUGAAUUUUAGAGAGAGAGAGAGAGAGAGAUAAUAAGAUUGGUUUCUUAGUUUUUUUUUUUAAUUUUUGUUUUUGGGUUUUUGGAGGGUUGCAUCAGAUCAGUGAAGUGUCGGUUUUGAAGCUCGUUUGUUGAAGAUUUACUUCAGAUGAAUUUAGGUUUGGGGACACAUGCAAUUAGUGUGUAAUUUGAUGAGGAUCUGUUAUUGCUGCUCAUAAAUAAAGGAGGACUACUGUAAAUUGUAGUGGAAGACUUGAAACUUUCAGUACAAUUGCGAGAAAAAGGACAUAAAACAAGAGUAAUUAUUUAUUUAUUAAACCUGAUUCCUUGAAGUUAAAAGAAAUUGAAUAAAUGUGUGUAUGGUAGAGGAAUUGUGAACUGGAAGCGGAUCAUUGGCAUGAAUUUUUUGAAAUUGAAUUCAGAGGAAACAUAAGAAGUUAAACAGCUGAAGUUGAUGAUAUGUGCAGUUAUUGGAAGAUAAUCCUAUGGCACCGACUGUUCCUAUAGAUUUUAUUGGACGGAAGGAAUCCAAAAAGGGUUGGCUUUCACAACCAAUGGGGAAAUCAAAGAAGUUCUCCAAAGGGCACUCCUCUGGUUUUGUUCCGGAUUAUCGACAUGCUGUUCACACCAUGGCUGAAUCAGAAGGGUUUGGGAGCUCUGGACGUGUCGACACUGAGAUGACAGCAUCGGAAGAUUCCUGUGCUCCCAAGAGAAAAUGCAUUAGUUUGAAUAUGGAUUGUUAUGAUACUUUUGGUGUACCAUCACAAGUCUUGUCACUGUCAAAGAUGUCAAGGCCAGAGAGGAAGGAUUUGGAAAUGAGGUUGAAAAAGGAACUUGAACAGGUCAGAAUCCUGCAGAGGAAAGUGGCUUCUCUGAGUUCAAAUACGGUUUUAUUAUCGCCUUCUAGUGAUAUCAGGAGUUGCAGUGAUGGCCAAAAGAGGCCUCCACUAGAAGGUCUUCAUAGUUCAUUUGAGGUAUCAGCUCCACAGAGUAAGAAGCGGGCUCCUCCUGAUCGAAAUAGAGGCCACACAAAAAAGGGUACAUCAGCACGUUCUGAGCCAGUGAAGCCAGCUGCUCCACUGGGUAUUUCGACUGCUAUGUUGAUGAAACAGUGUGAGGCAUUACUAAAUCGUUUGAUGGCACAUCAGUUUGGUUGGAUUUUCAAGACUCCUGUUGAUGUGGUGAAAUUGAACAUACCGGACUAUUUUACUAUCAUUAAACAUCCAAUGGAUUUGGGUACAGUGAAGAGCAAGAUUGUUUCUGGUGAAUAUUCAAGUCCACUGGGAUUUGCUGCAGAUGUGCGACUUACUUUCUCAAAUGCAAUGAAGUAUAACCCUCCUGGAAAUGAUGUCCAUUCCAUGGCUGAGACCCUCAGGAAAUACUUUGAAGUUAGAUGGAAAGUAAUAGAGAAGAAGCUUCCUGUUACCACUGGCGUGGAAUCAAUGCCAUCAAGAAUUGAUGUGCAUAUAGAAAGGGAAACAACUGUUCAUAUAGAAAGGGAAACAACUACUAGUGCUCCUCCUUUGAAAAAGAAGAAAAUUACACCAAGUGACAAUAAGGUUAAGCCAGAACCUGUCAGGCGGGUCAUGUCUAAUGCGGAGAAGCAGAAGUUGAGCAUGGAGUUGGAGGCAUUGCUGGGUGAAUUGCCUGAAAGCAUUAUUGAAUUCCUAAAAGAGCAUAGUGGUAAUGCUGGCCAGACUGGUGAGGACGAGAUUGAGAUUGAUAUUGAUGCUCUUGGUGAUGAUACAUUGUUUAACUUACGGAAACUCUUGGAUAAUUAUAUACUGGAGAAACAGAAAAACCAGUCAAAAGCUGAACCAUGUGAAAUGGAGAUUAUUAACGAGCCAGGGAUUAGCAAUUCAUCAUUGCUACCAUGCAAAGAUUCAGAUUCUGGCAGUGAAUCUGGUAGUGAAUCUGUCGCAGUGAAAGUGUCUGCUUCCAUUAAUGCUACUAAGAGCGAAAUGGAACCUGGAGAAAAUGCAGACCAAAAGAGAAGUGAUCCUGAUGAUUCAGAUGUUGGAAAUCAAUCUGUAGAUGGAUUGGACCAAGUUGAGCUGGAUACUGAGGGUAAGCCAGUUGCAGCUGAGGUAGAUGGCCACCAAGAGGGGGAGAGUGCUCCAUCCAAGAGGCAAGUCUCUCCCGAAAAGCUCUAUCGUGCAGCUUUGUUGAGGAACCGUUUUGCCGACACCAUACUUAAAGCUCGAGAAAAAGCACUUGAAAAGGGUGAAAAGUGUGAUCCCGAGAAAUUGCGGAAGGAGAAGGAGGAAUUUGAAAGAAGGCAAAAGGAAGAAAAGGCUCGGUUGCAGGCAGAAGCCAAGGCUGCUGAAGAGGCUAGAAGGAAAGCUGAAGCUGAAGCUGCUGCUGAAGCCAAAAGGAAGAGGGAACUGGAAAGAGAAGCUGCCCGUCAGGCAUUGUUAGAGAUGGAAAAGACUGUUGAUAUCAACGAGAACAGUCAUUUCAUGGAAGACUUAGAAAUGCUUAGGACGGUCCAUGAUGAACAGCUUCCAAGUUUCAUAGAGGAAACAAGCCCAGAUCUUUCUCAAAAUUGCUUGGGUAGUUUCAAGCUUCAGGGAAGUAGUAACCCACUGGAGCAACUAGGAUUAUACAUGAAGGAAGACGACGAUGAGGAAGAGGAAGUAGUUGAACCACCACCUCCUAGUGUACCAGAGCGAGCAAAAGAUGUUGAGGAAGGAGAAAUUGAUUGAUCAGGUCUUUGCUUUGAUUAUUUCUGCAUCCAAAGAACUAUGGGCUCGCAUAAUCUUCUGUAUCCUCUGUGAUAUAUCUCAGCGGCAGACAAGCCUAUGACAAGGAUUACUCUUCACCUACUUGAAAGAAUGAGCCGCAGACUCUCAGGGGAAACAUGAUAAGCAGUUGUUAAUUGGGUUUUGUCUUUUUUGGCCUUGUUCUUAUUUACUGGUUUGGAGUGCGGUUUCAAAACAUGGUAAACAACAUUUUGUCAGUGUUAGCAUAUGGCUACUUGUGGGUUGCCAGUGAAAGAUUUGCCGGGGCUUGAGGUUUUGUUUAUUCAAUUUUAUAGUUUUGUAAAAAAAGAAACUCUAGUUUGUACGAGUUAGUGAAACCUUGGGUUCAUGGCAUUAGGUUCUGUGGGUUGUAGGGGGAUGCGUGGGCGGGGGAAAGCAAGCUCGGAAGCUUAGGCAGGAGGUAAGUUAACCUAGGAAUUGUAAUAUAGUCAAAGCUGAGGCACCUUUUAAUGGCAUUCAUUUCAUUUCUUCUUUCUCAA
Molecule: messenger RNA, 3623 nt
Organism: Populus trichocarpa (black cottonwood)
Lineage: Eukaryota; Viridiplantae; Streptophyta; Magnoliopsida; Malpighiales; Salicaceae
Product: transcription factor GTE8
Exons: 9
Coding region: 868-3087 (739 amino acids)
Molecular function (GO): protein binding
Source: RefSeq, a predicted model, not a curated record